Messenger RNA from Tyto alba (common barn owl), 2075 nucleotides. RefSeq names its product ataxin 10 (gene ATXN10). The coding region runs from base 138 to 1448 and encodes 436 amino acids. The transcript has 11 exons. Gene Ontology annotation, biological process: neuron projection development. Lineage: Eukaryota; Metazoa; Chordata; Aves; Strigiformes; Tytonidae. Gene Ontology annotation, cellular component: cytosol. The record is from RefSeq and is a predicted model, not a curated record.
GCGGGGUCCCAUGAGGAGGUGGCAGUCCACUCGUGUCCCUGCUCCUGUGGCAGGCGCGGGGCAGGGAGGAAAGCUUGGUGUCUCCCAGCCGCAGAUGACAGCACUUGUCCCCCCCCUAGGCAGGUGUUUUCAGAGAAAUGGCAGAAGAAAGUAUAUUUCGGGAUCUCCUGGAAGUCCUGAUGAGUGCCUCAAGUGAAAUUCAGCAGGCCUGUGAGGGCUCCUGUGAAUCUGUAGAUCUAGACACCUGCCUGCUGCUCUUAGCAGAGUGUUUCAGAUGCCUGAGGAAUGCCUGUGUUGAGUGUGCCAAGAAUCAACAUGUCAUGAGGAACUUGGGUCUCAUCUCCACAUCUGUCCAUUUGAUCAAAUUGCUCGAUGGAAUACAAAUCAAAGAAGAAUUGUUAUUGACUGCUCUUCGUUGUAGUCUCCAGUUUCUUGGAAACAUUGCAGCAGGAAAUGGAGAUUCCCAGAAUAGCAUUUGGAAGUGUGCUUUCCCAGAUCUCUUCUUGAGAUGCCUAAUGUACAGUGAUGAGAAAAUUGUCGCCUAUUGUUGUAUGGUCCUGUUCACCUGCCUUAAUUCAGAGAAAGUAAGAGAACUACUUGAUCCUGUGAACUUGACUGUGGCUCUUCAUGUCGUGAAAGUCUACAAAGAGCAGUUGGAGUCUGAAUGGUCGUUCUUGAUUGUUACAGACCAUUUGCUGAAAUGUCCAGAGUUGGUAAAAGCCCUCUAUGCCAAACUGAGCAAUCAAGAAAGAGUUACUUUAUUAGAGCUGAUGCUGGCAAAGUUAAGUGAGAAGAACACAGUUACCAGUGAAGAAAUUAAUGUGUUCAUGAGACAUGCUGACUUCCUUGCAGGCUGUUUUCAAGAGAAAUGUGAAGCUGUGCUCAAGUUAACUUCUGUAGCAGAUGCAGAAGAUGAGGAAGCACUAGUUACAAUUCGUCUUCUUGAUGUUCUUUGUGAAAUGACAUCAAACAACGAACAGCUAGAACAUCUACAGGCUUUGCCUGGUUUGCUUGAAACAGCUAUAGAUACUCUGAGAUUAACUCAUCUUGCUGGGAAACAGGCUGUAAAUAUUUUCACUGCCACACAUGCUAUGACAGGGCAGGAAGAAAUUUCACAUCCAGCUGUGGGUUUUAAAUCUCAUCUCAUUCGUUUGAUUGGAAAUUUGUGUUACAAAAAUAAGAAAAACCAAGAUAAGGUUUAUGAGUUAGAUGGCAUCCCCUUGAUCCUGGACAACUGCAGCAUUGAUGACAACAAUCCUUUUGUGAACCAGUGGGCAGUAUAUGCUAUCCGGAAUCUCACUGAACAGAAUGAGAGAAACCAAGAGCUUAUUGCACAGAUGGAUGUCAAGGGGUUGGCAGACAAUUCUGCCCUUGAGAGCAUGGGUUUAGAGAUAGAGAAACGAGAUGACAAGUUAAUUCUGAGAUCUGUCAGGAAAAAGCCCUUGUGAACAAAAAAUGAAGAACAGUCAAAUCAUUAAAAAAGGAUUUCUCUUUUAAAGUAUUUUUCCCUGCUCAGGCAAUCAAGAUUUCUUCAGUUUUAGUUCCAGUCUGCUGGAAGUGUUACGUUCAUUCUCAAAAAAACUGCCAAAUGAUACUUCAGCCUCACUGUUGUAAACAAAAGGACACCUAUACAUUUUCUAAAUACCUAGGUAAAUUAACCUAUGGAAAAGGUCCUUCUUUUCUGAUGCUUGAAAUUUCAUUACUUUCUUGUUUUUUUAAGUAGAAGGAUGUCAUGUAUGCAGCAUUGAGUUAUAAUUUCCACUGCUGAACCUGGCAGUAACUAUCAUUAAAAACUCAACAAAGGAAUAACUGCUUUGCAGUCUGCCUUCUCCGUUGAAAAGAUCUGUGCUGAGUCAGGGCUAAACAGUGAAAAUUACUCAUUUCCAAUCAUGGUGCUUAAAUAUUUCUACUUACAUAAGCAUCAGCGGAACAUUGGAUGUACAUAAAUAUUUAGUGAACUAAAUACAAUGUGCCUCCUGUGUAUUUAAAUUAUUAGUAAAUUGUCGUUUCUACCUUGUUACCUUUCAGUCUUCAUGACAAGUAUAUUAAAAACAAAGCUGAAGCUGUUGUGGCAA